AUGGAAACAAUUAAUGAUGGCACGACACACCGUGGCCUGAAGCCUCGUCAUAGCCAAAUGAUAGCCCUAGGGGGCUGCGUCGGAACCGGGUUGUUUGUCGGUACGGGAGCAACCCUGGCCACAGGUGGUCCGGCCUUUAUCCUCGUGGCCUUCAUCAUGAUGAGUAUCCUAGUAUAUAGUGUCGUCACGGCUAUCAUCGAAAUCACGGCAUAUUUACCCAUCAAUGGAGCGUCAAUGUCCUACUAUGCUUCUCGAUAUGUCUCCCCAAGUCUGGGUGUUGCAUUGGGGUGGCUCUAUGUCUACUCCUUAGGCAUUUUAGUCCCAUAUGAGAUUACUGCGGGAGCUUUGGUGAUCGACUACUGGAAUAGCCCUGUGAACAUUGGCGUGUGGAUCACAAUAUUCAUCCUAGUCAUCGUCGGUCUGAACUUUCUACCCGUAUCGUAUUACGGUGAAUCGGAGUUCUGCUUUGCCGCCAUCAAGGUCAUUACGAUCGCCGGUCUUUUAAUCCUGGCGUUCGUUAUCUUCUGGGGCGGUGGUCCGAAUCAGAAUGGCAUUCUGGGAUUUCACUACUGGAAGGAACCGGGUGCGACCGCUACCUACCUUGUCAACGGACCUACGGGGAAAUUCGUCGCCUUUGUGGAGACACUCGUUCUGAGCGCCUUUCCCUUUGUCUUUGCACCCGAGCUUCUCCUCUUCACCAGUGGGGAGAUGCAUAACCCCCAAAAGGACCUUCCGAAGGCUGGUCGCCGCUUCACUCUCCGUCUCAUCGUGUUCUACAUUGGCUCGGUCUUGGCCAUCGGGGUCAUGUGUCCUUACAAUGAAGAUGCGCUGAUCAACGGGGGCGAGGGAGCCAAGUCCUCACCCUUCGUCGUGGGUAUCCAGCAUGCGGGGAUCCAUGGCCUGGGAAGUGUCGUUAAUGCUGUGAUCUUGAUAACUGCAUGGUCAGCGGGGAGUGCCUAUCUGUACAUGAGUUCCCGAGCUCUGUAUUCUUUGGCGGUUGCAGAACAGACACCCGCCAUAUUCAAAAAGUGCACCAAAGACGGCGUGCCAUAUGUGGCGGUGAUGGCCUGUUCCUUGUUUUCGCUGCUUGCCUAUCUGAAUUGCGGGACAAGUAGCUCGACGGUCUUUCAGUGGUUUGUCAACAUCACCAACACGUCGGGCUUUCUCUCUUGGGUGUGCUGUUGCAUUGUGUACCUGCGCUUUCGAGCGGCUUGGAAUGCUCAGGGAAGACCAGCACUGCCCUACCAAAGCUGGGUUCAGCCCUACGGCGCAUGGGCUGCCAUGCUUUUCUUCGUUGUCUUAGCUUUGAUCAAUGGUUUCAACGUCUUCUUUCCUGGCCAAUUCUCGGCAGCAACCUUUGUCACAACCUACAUCGGCAUCCCGGCAUUCUUUGCACUUUAUCUUAUCCACAAGGUAUGGAGAGGACACUCCGAUCCUUGGCUUUAUCCGGCGAGUGAGAUUGAUAUCCAUGAAGGCUUGGAGCAUGUACAUGCAACGGUAAUUGGUAAACGAGCGUAA
Molecule: messenger RNA, 1518 nt
Organism: Aspergillus caelatus
Lineage: Eukaryota; Fungi; Ascomycota; Eurotiomycetes; Eurotiales; Aspergillaceae
Product: amino acid permease/ SLC12A domain-containing protein
Exons: 3
Coding region: 1-1518 (505 amino acids)
Biological process (GO): amino acid transmembrane transport
Cellular component (GO): membrane
Molecular function (GO): amino acid transmembrane transporter activity
Source: RefSeq, a predicted model, not a curated record